Molecule: messenger RNA, 901 nt
Organism: Anopheles bellator
Lineage: Eukaryota; Metazoa; Arthropoda; Insecta; Diptera; Culicidae
Exons: 4
Coding region: 216-674 (152 amino acids)
Source: RefSeq, a predicted model, not a curated record
GUCCCGUCUCACAUCUCACUUCACGCCGCUAAUAUUUACAAAAUAUUUCCCCACACAAUUCUUCCGAAAGUGAAGCAGUCUGAAGGGUGGAACAUUAGUUAAUGAUGCUUCCAUUGGAAGCGGAAGUAAAGUCCCAAUCCGUCCGGCGGAUUAGGAUCGCCCCGGCAACGGCCGGUCGUCUGUAGACUGUUUCUGAUGUGCCUUCUCGUUGAGCCAUGCUAACCAAUCGGGCGUACCGGACUCUGACCUACCUUUUCGGUAGCAUUAACAUAUUCUUCGUGCUAGUCAUUUUGAGUCAAGGCGCAGAACAGCUGUUGGUUGACUGGCAAACAGCGCUGUACCAGUUCGUGACGCCAUGUGCCUUAAACAUAAUCUUCGCCAUGUGCUGGAUGAUCGGCGCCGGAUUUCGGCGGCCCGUGUUGAUUGCGAUGUUCAAAUACUUUACCUACGUGCAGAUGGUACUGCUGGCCGCCAUCAUCCUUUAUUCGGCCUAUUACAGCCACGUGGAGGGUCUUUCUUCGAACCUGCUCACGGUGAUGUCACUGCUAACGUCCCUAUUCUUUCUCUCGCUGAUGGAGGUGCUGAUCGCCGUCGGGACCGAGCAUGCGAUCGCUAAGGAGCGGGACGCCUUCCGCCUGACGCACAUCGAGAUGGCGGACUGGAGCCAUUCCUAGAGUAACAACGCUUUCAAUAUUCGGUGGCCUCUGCUUCGCAAUGCGCUAGUACGCGCCUACCAAACGCCUUUAACCGUCAGCCUUUUUACCUCAAGUAGCGCAGCCAGCGAAACGAUGAUAUUGUUAUUUAUACAUGACAAAAGAUGUAGACGUAGUACUUUUCUCGCGAUAGCCAAUGGGUAGUACUACCAAAUAAAUAUAUUUACGAAUCCUAUUGCCACAAGAAA